AUGGUCUCGCCAAAGACGAAACGGGAAGUCCAAAGGCUAACUGGAAGCGUCGCGGCCUUGAACCGUUUCAUCGCGCGCUCGACGGGUAAGUGUCUUCCUUUCUACGACACGCUGAAAGGGAAUAAGAAGUUCGAAUGGUCGGAGGAAUGUGAGAAAGCUUUCCAACAGCUAAAACGUUACCUGGCCACUCCCCCCGUCCUCGCAAAACCAGUGGAGGGAGAACCCUUGUUCCUGUACAUUGCAGUCUCCACAACAGCGGUAAGUGGCGUUUUGAUUAGAGAGGAACGCGGUGAGCAAAAACCAAUCUUCUACAAAAGCAAAACGUUUCUGGACACUGAGCCCCGGUAUCCCCUGAUGGAGAAACUAGCAUUCGCAGUUGUGACAUCGGCAGGGAAACUCCGGCCGUACUUUCAGUCGCAUACCAUAAUAAUCCUCACCACUUUCCCCCUGCAAACGAUCUUGCAUAGUCCGAGUCAGUCAGGACGACUCGCAAAAUGGGCAAUCGAACUAAGCGAGUACGACGUGGAGUACCGCCCAAGAACCUGCGCAAAAUCUCAAGUACUAGCGGACUUCUUGGUAGAAUUGCCCACGGGGGAUAUGACAAACACGGAACCGGACUCAACCUGGAUCCUUCACAUCGACGGAUCAUCAUCCAAACAAGGAUCCGGGAUCGGAAUCCGGCUCACGUAUCUGACCGGCGAAGUCUUGGAACAGUCGUUCCGAUUGGAAUUCCAUGCGUCGAACAACGAGGCCGAAUAUGAAGCACUCAUCGCAGGAUUACGAUUAGCCCGUGGACUUAAGAUCCGCAACAUUCACGCUUACUGUGACUCUCAAUUAGUCGCAAAUCAGUACAGCGGAGAAUACGAAGCAAGGGACGAAAGAAUGGAUGCAUAUCUAAAACUCAUCCAAGACCUCUCCCGAGACUUCAACCACUUCUCCCUCACUAGGAUUCCUUUCUCGGAAAACACUCAGGCGGAUGCCUUGGCCGAACUCGCAUCAAGUUCGGAUUCUGGACUAAGACGAGUAAUCCCCAUCGAGUUCAUCGAACACCCAAGCAUCGGACCACCAGUGGUCGCCAAUCUGAUUCGAGAACAAAUCGAAAAUGCGGAGGAAGUCGAAGACCCACCAGAAGAAAACGUGGAUCAGUCGGAAUACAGCUGCGACAGCCCAUGGCUAGAGCCAAUCCGAGCAUACAUAAUCAACGGAACGCUUCCCACUGAGAUAUGGGCGGCCUGCAAAAUCAAGACCCAGUCCGCGCGAAAUUCUAUACGUUUUCACGAGUCCUUGCACAAAGCAAAAGCUGCGCGCUCAACAGACUAUGGAUACGGUGAUCGUCCGGGGGCAAGGAACGAGACGACAACUCACUCCUUCGCCCUCUAA
This is a messenger RNA of Brassica oleracea var. oleracea, 1380 nucleotides long. RefSeq lists its product as uncharacterized. The coding region runs from base 1 to 1380 and encodes 459 amino acids. Lineage: Eukaryota; Viridiplantae; Streptophyta; Magnoliopsida; Brassicales; Brassicaceae. The transcript is spliced from 2 exons. Gene Ontology annotation, molecular function: nucleic acid binding; RNA-DNA hybrid ribonuclease activity. The record is from RefSeq and is a predicted model, not a curated record.